Molecule: messenger RNA, 1559 nt
Organism: Ylistrum balloti
Lineage: Eukaryota; Metazoa; Mollusca; Bivalvia; Pectinida; Pectinidae
Product: cytochrome P450 2J6-like
Exons: 4
Coding region: 1-1491 (496 amino acids)
Biological process (GO): xenobiotic metabolic process
Cellular component (GO): cytoplasm; intracellular membrane-bounded organelle
Molecular function (GO): heme binding; iron ion binding; oxidoreductase activity, acting on paired donors, with incorporation or reduction of molecular oxygen, reduced flavin or flavoprotein as one donor, and incorporation of one atom of oxygen
Source: RefSeq, a predicted model, not a curated record
AUGGAUUUUAUAUCACUUCUCAGCUUAUAUCCUGCAACGGGUGCCAUUGUUGUGAUACUGUUGAUCCUGUUGGUCAGUAGGUCACUUCAAAGGCCGGCGAAUAUCCCACCUGGUCCAUCUGGUUACCCUAUCAUAGGGUGUAUGCCUCUCCUAAGAAAUGCGAACCCAUUGGAUGUGUUUCGAAAACUCCGAGCCCAAUAUGGCGACGUAUUUAGCUUGAAGAUUGGACCAAACCUCAACGUGAUUAUAAAUGGAUCUGAUGCAUUAAAAGAAGCUUUUGUCAAACGUGCAGAUGAAUUCUCUGACCGACCAGGCAGCUUUAUCUCAGAACGACUGUUUCAAAACAAGGGUAUUGGGGCAUCUUCCGGUGAAUAUUGGAAACAAACCAGGACAUAUUCAAUAUCGAUAUUACGCAAUUUAGGAUUUGGGAAAAGAUCGCUCGAAUCAAGAGUCCAAGAAGAGGUGACUGCUUACUUGGACAUUAUCGAGAAACAAGAUGGCCGACCUUACGAUGUGAAGGAGGUGACCGUACUGGCCAUAUCAAACAUCAUUUGUAGCAUUACGUUUGGAAACAGAUUUGAAUUCAGUGAUACUAAAUUCAAGCGAUUAACAUCUCUUUUCGCUGAGAACUUCCGGUUAAAUACAGUGGGAGGGGCCAUAAGAUCGUUUCCUGGAUUGCGACACCUUCCUGGAGAUAUGUUCAGCAUAAACAAAAUGAUAAAAAAUGUAGAAGAUAUCAAAGCUUUUGUCGGUGAACAAAUACUUGAACAUAGAAACACAUUUGAAGAGGAGAAUGAACGCGAUUUCAUAGACGCGUUUCUGUCAGAGCAAAAGAAACAUGACAAAGAAGACCCUAUAUUUGACGAUAUGAAUUUAACAGCGAUCGUCAUCAACCUAUUUAUUGCUGGGACCGAUACAACUGCUACAAUGAUUCGAUGGGCCAUUAUUUACCUUAUUUAUAACAAAGACAUCCAGGACAAACUUCGACAGGAGAUAGAGACAGUUGUCGGGACGUCUAGACUACCGUCACUUGCCGACAAAUCUAGUAUGCCUUACUAUGAAGCGUUUAUAACAGAGGUGUUCCGGAUGGGCAACAUUGUUCCUCUUUCUGUGCCUCACGGAGCCAAGAAGGACAUCACAUUUCGCGGUAUGGUUAUCCCCAAAGGGUCAGUUAUAAUACCAAACCUUGACUCCGUUAUGAAAGACCCGGACUUAUUUGAAAAUCCUGACAAAUUUCAACCCGAAAGGUUUCUAGGAGAUGACGGGCGACUUAAUGGCAAGGAAAGGACAGUCAUGGCCUUUUCGCUAGGGCGGCGUAUUUGUGUUGGGGAAUCUUUGGCCAGGAUCGAACUAUUUCUCUACAUCACAUCAUUGUUGCAAAGGUUCGAGAUUUUGCCGGAGAGGCAAGACAAGUUCCCAUCAUUCGAAGCUACAUUGGGACUAGCACGAGCCUCUAAGGACUACAAAUGUCGCUUUAUGAAGCUUUACUAAGUGGAAACAUUUCUUCACUCAGUAAUGUUAUUGUGUUUUUGUUGUUUUCUAAUUUGUCGCUUUGAAUC